AUGGCCGAUCCCCCAGGGCAACCACCGAGGCCCAUUUCUCCAGAUGAGGUUACCAUAAACACGGCUCCUCUUCCUACGAGGCAGACUCAACUAGGAAAUGUUAUCAUAGACCCGGACAGAUGGUACGGUCCUCCAGAAUCUGCGACCCUUCCUCUACUGCCUAGUACACGUCCUCCGGGACAGAGCUCUCGUCAUGAUCACCCAGGGUUUUCUCUUACUCCUCUAGAUCCGGACGUGAACCCGAGUCGAAGCUCUACAAGCUCUAUUUCUCCAAUAUUUCCUACAAGGCCCACUCCUCUGAGGCCCACUCCUCUGAGGCCCAAUCCUCUGGGAGAGGCUAGCACACAUACGGGACAAAGCGCUGUGAGCGGCACAACACUACAUGCAUCCUUACAAAGCCCUGGAAGCGGCGGCACUCAAGUACCCCCACCAAACAUUGCGAGCGGGACCUCGUCGACUCCCGCGCCGAGCUUUCCCAGUUCCCGAACAGCUAGACAGAGCUCUACAAGUAGUAACCCACCGAAUCAAGGGAAUGCACCGAAUCAAGCGAAUCCACCAAAAUUUUCCGGAACGAAGGCGGAACUAAUGCGAUAUUUUAUAGCCGAGGGCAGGGAAAUUCCACAGGAAGUGUUGGAUAUGCCUGAUCGUCUCCUUGCCAAGCUUAGUGCUCUACCAGCUUUAUUUCAGGCUAUUCUAAGACUAGGCGGCCGGAACAACUCCCGAAUCCGGCCAUGGGAAAGAAUAUUUACCAAUGGCGAACAGUACCUAGAGCAACUAAAUGAUCGUACUUGA
Molecule: messenger RNA, 792 nt
Organism: Morchella sextelata
Lineage: Eukaryota; Fungi; Ascomycota; Pezizomycetes; Pezizales; Morchellaceae
Exons: 5
Coding region: 1-792 (263 amino acids)
Source: RefSeq, a predicted model, not a curated record